Molecule: messenger RNA, 426 nt
Organism: Soboliphyme baturini
Lineage: Eukaryota; Metazoa; Nematoda; Enoplea; Dioctophymatida; Soboliphymatidae
Source: the annotation of a GenBank genome assembly
AUGCCGGGGCCGGGGCCGGGCCCGGGGCUGGGGUCGUUGCCCUUUCGAGCUGAAGGCUACUCGCUCAGCUCGCCACCGCUCGUCGACUGCCUUACGAGGCAGACAGCCGAAGAUGACGACGACCACGCCGGGCCGGGCCGGGACGGGCCGGGCCGGGCCCGGCCAACAACUUUUCUAGGCCAAGUGCUGGUGCGUCUGUGCACUUUUGGCCGCUGCGUACCGAAGCCGGCAAGCCGUAUGUCGCUCGCCGUUGCCAAGUCAAGUAACAAGCCUUCGCACGUCGCCGCCGCCGCUGCCGCCGCUGCCGCCGUUGCCGUUGCCACCGCCGCCGCCCCUGCCGCCGCCGCCGCCGCCGCCGCCGAGGCUAUUAGACUUCGACUGCAACUUCGCUUUGGCGGCGGCAACGACUUCGACAGAUAUGCAUAA